ACAAUGUAACUUCACUAGCAUCUGUCUGAUAGCGACGUGCUAACAUUCCUUUACUGCUGGCUGGAGCAACACGACCGUCGGGCAGCAAUAACGGUGAUAUUACAGGAGAGUGGCGGUGCCAAGGGUUUUGCGGCAGCAUCAUCAUCACCAUGGUUACUGGUUUGAUGUUGGCAGAUCAUCGGCAUCACCAUCAUCCCGCCAUGGGGAAAGUCCUGCGUCCGCCAUAGAGAAGCCAAAGAGACCUCAGAGACUGCUUGCAUCAUCAACACUUGAGGGCUACACUAGUGUCAUGGACCGCAAGAUUUCACGUCCGCCAUGUCGACCAGUGAAAGCGCUGAUCUGGACAGCGGGUCAGACGUCAGCCCCACAAACAUCACCUCUGUCGAGAAGGAUCCGUCGAUCACCACCUCUGUCAUCUCCAUGAGUUUUGGCAUCCUGUCCAACAGCCUGGCCCUCUACAUCCUGCUCAAAUCCUCCAAGCGUGUUCCUCUGAAGUCCAAGGCACCCUUCCUGGUGUUCGCCACCAGCCUGGUGGUCAUCGACCUGCUGGGCCACCUUGUCAACGGCUCCCUCGUGCUUUUCGUCUACAGCCGGCAGAAGAAUUGGGAGAAGUUUGACCCUCACGGCUACAUGUGCAACCUUUUUGGAGCCAGCAUGGUGUUCUUCGGCCUGACCCCACUGUUCCUGGGCUGCGCCAUGGCUAUAGAGCGCUGCAUGGGGGUCACCAGGCCCUUUUUCCAUUCCACAGGGCUGGUGUUCCGUCACAUGAGGAAGCUGCUGUCCGUCAUUUGGCUGCUCGCUGCCCUGGUGGCCCUGCUCCCCGUGCUGUUAUUGAAGUCCUACGGGGUUCAGAGAUCCAGGAGCUGGUGCUUCUUCCAUCUGGGGAAGCCCAAACACUGGCUGGAUGUGUUCCUGCCUCUGUUCUUCUCCCUGCUGGGCUUGCUGGCCUUGCUCUUCUCUAUCAUUUGCAAUACUGUGACCAGCUGCUCUCUGCUGCUGUCCACAAGGCACCGCAGGCAUCACAGUAGAGGAACAUCUUACCACAUCGAGAUGAUCUGCCAGCUGCUGGCCAUCAUGCUGGUUUCCUGUGUUUGCUGGGGGCCUUUACUGAUCUGUGUCAUCUUCCUGAGCUCCAAAGACAAACCCGAGCCAACGUCUGACAGUCUCCUGUUUGCGGUUCGCAUGGCCACGUGGAACCAGAUCCUGGACCCCUGGGUCUACAUACUUCUUAGGAAAGCAGUGCUGAGGAAACUCUACCUGAUGUUACAAAGAUGCUGCAGGUCCAAGGCCCUCCAGGAACCGGUGCAGUGGCAGCACAGCUUCCUUCAAAACUCCGCGUCGAGCAGCUGCAGAUUCGGCCCACGUGAAUGCCGUUGCUUUGAUGGACUGUUUGUGCAAAACACUCGAAUCACUCUGUCUGCUGACUCGAACACUCAAGUGUUCCACGUGGUCAUAUCUGUAUGGAAGAAAUGCUGAAAGAAAAGGGAAAUAUGGUCAAUAUUGUCAAGGAUGUGUAAUUAUAUUUGCAAAAUGAUCUACUCAGUUCUUAAACUAUAUGUCUUAUGUACAGUGUAUUAUAUAACUAAUGUUCAGCCCUUUAACAUAAUCACACCAUUACGAUACGUUUAUUUACCUAAAUGUGCUGUAUAGGUUAUUAUUACUGUGUGAUUUUCACGUUCCCUUGAUAUUUAUGUCGUGUUGUCAAAGUGUUAUCAUUUUGAAUACAAAUUACAGACAAGCAGUGCCUCUCUGCGGAUAAGUUUAGUUUGCUUACGAAAUAUAUAAUCAUUAUUUGUUUUAAUGACACCUUUUCCUAUCCGACUAUAUUAAAGCAACAAUC
Messenger RNA from Nerophis lumbriciformis (worm pipefish), 1840 nucleotides. RefSeq names its product prostaglandin F receptor (FP) (gene ptgfr). The record is from RefSeq and is a predicted model, not a curated record. Gene Ontology annotation, cellular component: plasma membrane. Gene Ontology annotation, biological process: positive regulation of cytosolic calcium ion concentration; adenylate cyclase-activating G protein-coupled receptor signaling pathway; inflammatory response. Lineage: Eukaryota; Metazoa; Chordata; Actinopteri; Syngnathiformes; Syngnathidae. Gene Ontology annotation, molecular function: thromboxane receptor activity; prostaglandin F receptor activity.